Molecule: messenger RNA, 782 nt
Organism: Botrytis deweyae
Lineage: Eukaryota; Fungi; Ascomycota; Leotiomycetes; Helotiales; Sclerotiniaceae
Exons: 3
Coding region: 319-588 (89 amino acids)
Source: RefSeq, a predicted model, not a curated record
UUUGCUUUUUAAAAGAGGCUGGUAUUAUGUACCAGCACGACGCACCGCACCCUGUGCUUUGUUAAGUUCCGGCGACCCCUCUUUGAUUCAUGCGGGGUAUCUCAUGGCAUUCGCAUUCGCUUGCUGUGAUGUCGGAACUGCUGCAGCCCAUUUAAAGUAUCUAAGGUCCCACCCAAUUCGACACUUGCGAGUUCCUUCUUCCUCAAAAAACUUCCUCUUAACCACAAGAUCAUAGCAAAACAGCAAAACGGCAAAAUAGCAAAAUUCAAACACAACAAACUUUGAACACUUUCUCAUCAAUCAGAAAUCACCUCAAUUAUGUCUGGAAAGGGUACUUCUGGCUCCAGUGGCUCUGGCGGUUCGUCUAGGUCUGGUAACUCUCUGGGUAGCCCAUAUACUGUCAAUAGCAGUGGUACCAACAGCCGAGGCAACAGCUAUGACAACCGCUCCACUCCCUCUGGUCAAGCUUAUCACUACAGCAAUAGCGACGGUUCUUACUACUAUGCCAAUGGUAAUGGCUCCACCUAUCACAACGGCAGCAGCGGUUCUACCUAUACUGCUCCCGACGGUACUUCAUACAAGAAGUAAGCUAGAAGCUCUUGCUUCCGGCUACUCGGUGGGCAUUCAUACGAUGGGUGUUGGUUUGUGCGGGUCAGUUUCAGAUAGAUAACCGGUGGGCUUUUUGAAGGAUAGAAUGGGUUAUCAGGAUUCAUAUCUCGAUUGUUUUCGGGAUAUGAUCAUUCAGCUUUGCAAUCGAAUUGACCUGACUUUGCUUCUGAGAA